AUGAAAUCAGAAACGAAUGCUUCAGCUAGUUGUUCUGACACAACGGAUACCACAGGUGAGAGCAAUCUAUUGUUACAAACAUGGGAUCCUCAAUUCAAAGCUAAGCACCCACUUCAAAUAUCAUGCAAGGCAAAUGUACAAGAUAUUAACAGGCAGACACAAGGUACUGAAUGUAAGACCAUCGUACACUCAUGUCAAUAUUAUGUGGGAGUGAGAUGUACCAAGAAAGUAGUUUUGAAGCCUGAUGAUCCUAUUGAUUGUUUCUUUAUUGUCACCGAUGUUCAGGGAAAUGCAGUUACAGGCGUACCCAUACAAUGCAAACUUGUCAAACUUGGCUCAGAAACAAAGGGUUACAAUAGUUGGGAAACAAUUACUCCAAUUACCGAGCUAGCUAUUGUAUCUCAAUCUCAACCUGUGCUUCAUACUUUUACUCUUAGCAAAAAUACGAAUGACUCUGCUUAUGGAGAAUAUGCAAUUAUGUGUGAGAUCAAAGAGUCUACAACACCUUUAUUUAGGUCAGGAAUCAAUAGAUGCUCUGUGGAAAUUCGCAAGUUCGGUCACAAGAGUCAUCUUCAAUCUAAAGGUUAUGCUUCUCUUAACCAGGAGUCUCUUGAAUUAGUGGCAAACAAAUAUGACUCAGAAACGUACAAACCUGGAGAAGUUGCCAGCAUUUUUGUUUCUCCUCCAUUUUCAGGCAAUUGUGCAGGAAUCAUGUGGGUAACAUGUAAUGGAUUGGUUCAAAAAGAAGAGUUUGAGAUUAGUGGAGAAGCAGGAUUUAUAGAGCUCAAGGUUCCAAUCAAAAAAGAGUACAGACCAAACAUUGAUAUUCAUGUAAAACUUUAUGGAUUGGAUAAGUAUAUUGAUGAGAAAGACAAAGAAAGGCAACUCCCAGCUCACGCCUCUGGACUCUUGAAAUUGAAUGUUUCUAAAGAACAUCAUGAGCUUGAUGUCGUGGUAAUACCAAAACAUUCUGUAACAAGCCCAGGAAAAGAGACCUCGGUGGAGGUGGUUGUUACAGAUAAAGAGGGUAGAAACCAACAAAAUUGUGAAGUGUGUUUAAUUGUUGCUGACGAAGCCGUAUUGGAUAUGGUGUCUCAUGAAAUUCAAGAUCCCGUCUCUACAUUUGUUAUUCAAAAUACUUGCCAAACAUCCUUCAUUUCCAACCGAUCUGAUGUGCGCUACUGGCUUUACCCGAGAAAGAAUCAACGAGAAAUUGAACUUAAUGAAGAAACCCAAGAAGCAUCCAGAAACUGUUAUGCAGAGGAUGAGGACGAGGAAUGCGAGGAAGGCGCUCUUUAUGAUGAUAUGAAAUGUUGUGAGUGUGUACGGUGCACAGCGUGCUUAUCAAAAUCCUGUGCUAAAGAAGAGUGUAGGAAGUGUUCAGCAAAAAAAGAUUGUGCUCCUUCUUGCUCUGCAGGUCAUAAAUGUAAGAAGAGUUCAGCAAAAAGAAGUCGUGCUCCUCCAAAACCAAAUGCUAGUUGUUGCGCAGGAGAAUAUGAAGAAAUGGAAGAGAGAAAAGACCAGUUUGCUGUCAGAUCCAACUUUAGACCAGAUGCAGCUUUUAUAGCAUUUGCAAACACUGACGAGAAUGGCCGUGUAAUUUUGAGUUUUAAACUCACGGACAGCCUCACAAGAUUCCGUGUCACAGCUGUUGCAAACAUGGGUGAUGAUUUAUUUGGAAUUGGAAAAACAAAAAUUACAACUUCUUUACCAAUGGCUGUUCGACCAUCCCUGCCACGAUUUCUGAAUUAUGGAGAUAUGUGUGACCUUACCUAUGUUCUUCAAAAUCAAACCACAGCCGCUUUAACUGUGGCGGUAGUGUGCCAUACCUCAAAUUUAAGAAUAUUCAAUAAUGAGGAUCAAAAUCAAAGAGAUAAGGGUGUGAAUCUAGUGAUUCCUGCCCUUGGACGAACUGAAGUUAGAUUCCCUGUGCGAGUUCUUAAAUGUGGUACAGCAAUGAUUAACGUCGGACUUCGAGUGUUAAAUGCUGUAGCUGAUAAAGCAGAAAAUCAAGAUCAAGCAGAUUUGAUGAUUGGUUGGAGUGAUGCUGUAAAGAAUGAGUUUAGAAUAUUUACACCAGCGACCAAUGAGGCAUUUGCUACCUAUGGAGACAUGAGCGAGACUAAUGAAACUAUUCUUCAACCAAUAGCUCUUCCUGACAAGCCAUUGCUGGCAAACUUUGGAGAAUUCACGCUAACUACAUCUACCACUGCUCUCUCAUCUCUAGUAGACUCUCUCAUUUACUUGUAUUCAUACCCAUAUGAGUGCAACGAGCAACGAGCUUCAAAACUUUUAGGAAUUGUGUGUAUGAAAGAAAUUAUUUUACAAUUUUAUUCACCAGAAGAAUUGUUUAACCUCAUGAAAAUUAGAUCAAGAGAAGAAGUGGACGAAUUUGUGAAUAAGGAGUUGAAGAUGCUUUUUGACAACCAACGAUAUGAUGGAUCGUAUUCAUAUUGGACUGCUAAACUUUUUGGAGAUCCUUAUCUCACGUGUUAUGUCGCUUUGUGCUUUGCAAAGUGUAAACAGGAAGGCUAUCAAAUUCCGGAAGCUACUCUCAGAAAAACAAAAUCUAUCCUUCAACGAAUUGAUAGUUUGUUCUUUUUGAGCUUCUUGUGGCCAAGAGUAGUGAAAGAUUCCAUCAAAAGUUUUGCGUACUACGUAUUUUCUUUGCUUGCGGAGCCAUAUGAGUAUGAGACGGUAAUCUCAUUAUGUGAAAGCGUCUUGUCACACUACAAAGAUGUUACUGAUUUUACAAAUCAGCUUACACCUGAAUGUGCUGCUUGGCUUGCCAUGGCCAUCCACAAAUGUAAGAAGGAGGAAUCAGAAGAAGAACCAAAGAAGUCAAGCAAAAAGACCGCUACUCAAUGGUUAGAUUUGUUCAGAAAGUAUUUCACUGAAAAUGUUACUCUAGAUUCAGGAGUUUAUGCCCACUUUAUUACCCGAUAUGAAGACUCUGAAAUUGCCAACAUGGUCAUGCUUCACUCCAAUACUAGAACUGAUAGUCUUGUAUUGAGUUGUCUCAUGGAAAUUGAUAGAGAAAAAAGUAGUGACAUUAUUCAAAAGCUAGUGCGUAGUUUAUUGGCUGCGCGAAACAACAGUCGCUAUGGAAGAUGGUACAACACACAGGAAAACGCCACGUGUUUAAUUGCGCUCACUGAUUACUUUAAAAUAUUUGAGAAUGAAGUUCCUGAUUUGACUCUCCACUCUUGGCUAAUAGAUCGAACAAGAUCGGAAGAAACACUGUACAUUGGUGAAGAAUCUUGGAAAGGUAGAAGUAGAGAAAAGAAAAUUACAUCUCUACCAAUUAAGGCCUUCGCUCCAAGAAAAGACAUUGAGGCAGAAGUAAUCAAUCCAAAAGAAUUGGACACGAAGAAAGAGCUACUUGUCACCAAGUCAGGACCUGGUAGAUUAUACUACAGAAUUGCUCUGUCAUACACUCCGGAGAACUUGUGCUUGAAAUCAAUGGAUAGAGGCUUUUCAGUAUAUCGGUAUUAUGAAGGAGUCACCAAUGCAGAACAUGUCAAGUUUGACAAGGCAGAAAAUGUAUGGAAAAUUAAGGCAGGAGAACUGGUCCGAGUUCAACUCACUAUUACCAAUACUGUCAAAAGAUACAACGUAGCCCUCGUUGAUAAAAUUCCUGCAGGUUUUGAGGUUGUCAACCCUGAGAUUGAUACUCAAAUCGUUGACCUGAACCAAAAAGUUGAUGAAAGCACUUAUGGAUUUUCACAAUCUUGGCAUGAACAUCAAAAUAUUCGUGAUGAACGAGUUGAAGCUUUUGCUAGAAUGCUCCACGUUGGUUGUCAUUCAUUUACCUAUGUGGCUCGUGCCACCACAAUUGGUUCAUUUGUAGCACCUCCAAGUCAUAUGGAAGAAAUGUACAGCCCUGAAUGCUUUGGUAGAUCCAAAACAGAAUUCGUUCAAGUGUAUGAUGGCAUUUUACACUAA
Naegleria lovaniensis is the source of this 3945-nucleotide messenger RNA. RefSeq lists its product as uncharacterized. Gene Ontology annotation, molecular function: endopeptidase inhibitor activity; protein binding. Lineage: Eukaryota; Heterolobosea; Eutetramitea; Acrasida; Naegleriidae. The transcript has a single exon. The record is from RefSeq and is a predicted model, not a curated record. The coding region runs from base 1 to 3945 and encodes 1314 amino acids.